CUUAUCUAUACUCCAUUAUAUGAUCCCCGCACGGGGAAAAAUAAACACUUGAAUUUCGUCUGCUGAGGUGGAAAUGUUACUAAAUUUUUUGUCACUCUUCUUAACCAUUAAUGUGACAUUGAGCCUGUUGACAUUGAGAGGCCCAUAUAACCACACUGCAGUUGUACAGGACAAUGUGACGCUCAGUUGUAAGCUGUUAAAGGAUGGGGAAACAAUAGUCAAUUUUCAUGAAGUGGGAGAACCAUAUAGACUUGUCUGGAAUUUUACAGGAGUAGGAGAAACAGAACCUAGGACAAUUCAUGAAGUGUACAGCAAUGGAUUAGCCUUACCCACCUCCUCUGUAAAGUACAACAAUACUCACUACCAAAGUGACUUUGACACUUCUCUUCAUAUCUUAAAUAUAACCUUCUCAGAUGCUGGAACUUAUUCCUGUUCUCUUAAUAAUGAGAACAAGGCAUUUGAACUGUAUGUAAUAGAAAAACCUUACUGCCAUAAUUACAACAGUAGUGUGGUAGUUAACCAGCAAGCAUAUUUUGACUGCAGUGUGAAUUUUCAUGGAAACAAUCGACCUGAAGUGAGUUGGAAACAUGGCAACAGAGGGCUGAAUUUCUCUGUUGAUUUCGAAAAUGAAACAUACACAUUAGCUCGUAUGUCAUUGAAUGCUUCAGAGGAGGAUGAUGGAAAGGUGUUCAUAUGUCAUGUUACAUUUCCUUAUGUCCAUAAUGGUUUUAUCUGCCAAGCUCUCCCAAAGCUGAAAGUUUAUUUUCCUGUGAAGGAGACAGAUAUAAUUCUUAGUCCAUACAAAAAGGUGUAUGAAGAGGGAAGCAACAUUAUUCUACGUUGUGUUGCCAUAGGAGAGCCCCACCCCCAUUACACGUGGACAUUCACCCCCCUUUCUGACCCUCUCAAUGAAUCUGUGAGGUCUACCCAUCCAGCUUACAAAAUCGUCAAUGCCCACAGAAAUGACAUUGGAAACUAUACAUGCAUUGUUCACAAUGAAAUUAAUCAUACAAAAUAUACAGAUACUAAGAUUGUCUUCUUGAAUAUAGUAGAAAAUAAAGUUACAACUGUAAAACCUAAGUACAGAAUGAUGCCAAAGCCAAUGGAGGACAAAGGUGAUGGAGACAUUAACUUCAAUGCCUAUGCUGUAGGAGCUGUUGUCAGUUCACUGUUAGCCAUUCUGUUGAUUGUAGUCUUCAUCCUGCUGGCCAUCAAAUUCAGGGCAAGAGAGAGGAAAUACAGGGAAGGAAUGUCCCUUGUCCAGGAUGAUUUUACAGAUGAUCAGGAAUUGUUAGAUGAAGAUAUGAUAACACCAAAUGGAGGAAAUGAGGAGGCCCAAGGUCAGUACAGGAGACUUGGUCAGUAUUGGGAAAUCCCCAAGAGAGAUGUCCGUUUGAUGGACCUUAUUGCUACAGGGUCAUAUUGUGAAGUCUGGAGGGGCAGGAUGAGGAAACACUCAGACAGUACAGAUGUUCUUAGGGUGGCCAUCAAGAAAAUGCUAGAUGAUGCAUCAGAAGUGGGCAGGAAGUUCUUUCUGGCAGAAAUGGAAGUGAUGAAAACAUUGAAGGCUCACAGUAAUGUGAUCACCCUUAUUGGAUGCUACACAUUAACUGAACCUUGGAUGCUGAUGCUGGAGUAUGCACAUGAGGGAACCUUGCAUAAAUAUCUGCAGAAACAUAGACCUGGUUCACACCGUGUAGAGAUUCAAUCCCAGGAGAUGGUCAGGCUUAAGAAUAACAAGAUAGAUGCCAAGAAACUCCUGUCUCUGGCUUCUCAGGUCAUCAGUGGGUUACUGCAUUUGACAAAAUAUAAGCUCCUGUACUACCAAUUGUCUGUAUCCAGUGUCCUUGUGGCAAAGGGAGGAGUGUGCAAGUUAUCAGGGUUUAUGUUUCAGAAAGAAAUAACAGAAAGGAAUUUGUAUGAAAAGGAAUCUCUACCUGUUCGCUGCAUGGCACCAGAAUCUUUAUCAGAAAAUAUAUUUGAUACAAAGACCGACACAUAUGCCUUUGGUAUUCUGUUGUGGCAGAUUAUACAUUUUGGAUUAAGGCCAUAUCCCUCUAUGGACAUUGAUGAAGUGAAAGAGAAAGUUCUCUCAGGAUACCGCAUGUCUCAGCCUCAGCACUGUAGUUCUGAACUGUUUGCUAUAAUGGAGAGAUGUUGGAGUGUAAAUCCAGAUGAGAGACCCCUGUACCCUGAUAUCUUACAAGCCCUCUCUGUUUUACAAAUCAACAGUGACGCAAAUAUUGUUCUAGAGGACCUUCCAAUCCUGUCAACCUCUGAGGGUGAGACUGAAACUGAACAUAAUCCAUAGAAAGACACAAGGAUUACAUAAUUUGUAAGGAUACUCAAAUGUUUUAUGAGGCACUCAAAUUGAACUUGAUUUUUUAUUUUGAAAAUACAUUUGCUAUGGACACAAAGAUAGUUUUAGCUCACAGGAGCCAAAGGCUGAAGUGAGCUUUUCUGAUUCAGAGGUGUCCAGAGUCUGUCUUUUGGUCAUGUGAAUUUUCACAUUUUAUACUUCUCCUCCAGAAAAAUUUUGUGUAUAUCUCAGUACUUGGGGUCACAAUGGGAUGUCAACGUUUUAUAUGAGAAAGUACAGUCAAACCUUGUUAUCUUGAACUUGAUGGGACUGAGAAAAAACUUCAAGAUAUCUGAUGAUUUGAGAUAUCAAGGGUAAAAUACUUAAAGAAUAGAUGGUUGGGACUUCCAAAUCACUUUGACAUAUCCAUGGUAUUCGAGAUAUCGAAGUUCAACUGUAUGUAUAAAAAGUUUCUUCCUAAGAACAGUAAGGUCUAAAUUAAUCAAGGAGAGAGAUUUUUUUUUUCAAAAGAUCAAUGUUAACAAUCAUAUUAACAUAUGUAGAUUCAAUUUUGUUCAAAUUAUUGCCCCUUACACUAGGGUGUCACAAUAUAGGGUCAACAUUUAAUAUGGAAUAUUUUUAAGUUUUCUUAAGUAUAUAAUAAUAUAUAGGAAAAUCUUAAAAUCUUUUUUUUUUUCAAAAAUGGCAGGGCCUCAAUUAAUCUACAAGCAUCCCCGUGUAGUGUAGAAUCAAGUUUGUUCAAAUCAUGGACCUUUUGCUGGGAUUGGACCAAAUAGUGGGUAAAAAAUUUACAUAGGAAUACAUUGAAAAUAAUAUAUACAGGGAAAAAAAAGAAACUAUAAAAGACAUCUAAAGAACAGCAGAGCUGUCAUUAGUAAAAUAGAUAAUUAAAGCAUCCCUGUCUAUUGUUGAUAAAGAUUCUGUACAAGUCAUGCCCUCUGGAUGGGGUCACAGUAGGUAUUAAGUUUUGCAUGGAAAUAUUUAUUAAAAGUUUUCUCAAGAAGAGCCACUCUUCUUCAUACCAAUAUGCAAACAUCUUGAUGUAACGAUUCAAAUUUCUUUAAAGCAUGGCUGCAGGGUCUAGAUUGGGGCUUCAGAAGGGAACAAAGUUUCAUACAAAAUUAUAUAUACUAGAUCACGAAGUCUGGAAUUUGUAAAGUUGACUUCGAGACUCAUAUCAUGGCAUAAUAUUGUUGAAAUCUUUGAUGCCAGUUUGGUGAUCACAAUCAGGGCUUUCAAUGGUCUGUGUAUACUUAUUUAUAAGGAAGCAAUUGACUCAGAUGAGCAUUGUGGCCCAUGGGCCUUUUACUUUGUGACAGUUAUUUGAUAUUUAGUAUGAAACUUUGAUUAGAGUAAAACCUGCAGAUCUCAUGGUGCAAUCACAAAAUACAUUUCUGUUGUAAUUACAGAGGUUUAACAAAUGAAUUGAAAUAACUAUGAAUUAUACACUACAUUUACUAUAGAAAGUAUCACAUUAUGCUUGUAUUUAGAUCAUUAUUGUGUACCUUCACAUUUUAAGUGCAAUUUCUAAAAGAAAGUUUAAGAGAACUCUUUCAACAUAUUAUGUAAUGAAAAACAGAAAGUUUUCAUAUUGGCAUUGGGAAUUUUGAAAAGAAGAAAUAUUUGUAUGCAUAAUACUUGAUCUCUUAGUAUCUGAAUCACCUUUCCCGUCCACUUCAGAAUAAUAAAACUAGAAUUUUAGCUAUAUUUUUUAUUUACAUGCACAUAUCAAGAAUUAACCCACUUCCAAAUAAACAUAUUUUGUCUACUGACAGUAAAUUUUAUGUUCUUAUUAGGUAUCAUUAAUCUGGAAAUUUUCACAUCAAUUAAUUUUUGCAAAUUCAGAUCAAAAUGCUACAUAAUUACGACUUUUUAUGUUUCUAAAUUUUGCAAAUUCACAAAGUGCUUAAAAACAUUAACAAUUUAGACCAGUGAUAAAAUCAUUU
This is a messenger RNA of Saccostrea echinata, 4266 nucleotides long. RefSeq names its product fibroblast growth factor receptor homolog 1-like. Lineage: Eukaryota; Metazoa; Mollusca; Bivalvia; Ostreida; Ostreidae. Gene Ontology annotation, biological process: positive regulation of kinase activity; multicellular organism development; protein phosphorylation. Gene Ontology annotation, cellular component: signaling receptor complex. Bases 74 to 2311 code for a protein of 745 amino acids. The record is from RefSeq and is a predicted model, not a curated record. The transcript is spliced from 15 exons. Gene Ontology annotation, molecular function: transmembrane receptor protein tyrosine kinase activity; ATP binding.